AUGGUGGAGGGACAUGUGGCCGUGAUAUGUGUCGCAGUGUCUGCGCUGGCCCUCACCGCCGCCGCGCUGGGGAUCGUCGGCGAGGCAACAACCAAGUCCGAGGCAACGCGCGCGCGCAGGCUUCCCUUAAAUUUGGCCGUUGCAGAUGGGUUCGACGGGGCGAACUGCGUGUACCGGAGGACGCCGGCGUUCGGGUGCGGCGGCAGCCUCGCUGCUGACGGGCCAGGUCGUCCUCACCGCCGCCGCCGGGUGCUGGGGCCACUGAAGGGCGAGGUUCGACCACCGACGCGCUGGGGUCGCCUUAUCUCUGCUCUCAUGGCGUCGUCGCUGCACUCUGAUCGAGCGGCCGUGCGCAGGUUUCUGGCAAUACUGGCGGCGAGCGCGUUCCUCGUCGGCUCUCUCAAGAACCAAAGCGGAGAGCGGCGGCCCAAGGAGGGCGUCACGACGUUGUACAAGUGCACCGUUCUCGUGGCCGGCGUGUUCGCCGGCGGCUCACUCUUCUCCGUCGCCGCGGCGGUAGUCGGGAUCGCCUCCUAUGUCGCUCAUGAGGCGGCGGCAGGCUUCGGUCCGCCGCAACCACCACCACUGUCCGAGACCGAGGGCCCUCGUCAAGGUAGUCAUUUUGUGAUGCGUGUGGAUCGACCAAGGCUCACGCUUUUUUUUUUUGGCGAGAAAUGCUAA
This is a messenger RNA of Miscanthus lutarioriparius, 681 nucleotides long. NCBI's taxonomy places the organism in Eukaryota, Viridiplantae, Streptophyta, Magnoliopsida, Poales, Poaceae. The record is from the annotation of a GenBank genome assembly.